AUGUCUUUCCACGCCUCCGCUGAGAACAUUAGGGUCGAGGGCACCACGCUCUGCGCUAUGCUCCGCAACGCAAACGGUGAGAUGUGCGACUGCACUUGUGACCUGAACGACUAUAUUGGCAACAACGAGGGUCGCUUCGAGUGGGGUGGAUCCAACUUCUCUGGGAGCGCCGAGAGCAUCAGCUUCAACAUGGAGGGUGAUGGCCAGCCUAUCCUCCGUGCCCGCCUUCGCGACUCCAACGGCGACGUUCACGAUGCUGACAUCAACCUCGCCGAGAGGAUCGGCAACGACAACGGCAGCUUCCAGUGGCGUGAGUGA
Molecule: messenger RNA, 318 nt
Organism: Pyricularia pennisetigena
Lineage: Eukaryota; Fungi; Ascomycota; Sordariomycetes; Magnaporthales; Pyriculariaceae
Exons: 5
Coding region: 1-318 (105 amino acids)
Source: RefSeq, a predicted model, not a curated record